AUAGUGACUGUCAAAAGAAAGAGUUCAAACAAAAUCAAUAUUUAAUUUUGGCUUAAAGUGCCCUGACUGAAUCGAAAACAAAAACACUCGAGACCAAGAUACCGACCUCUGUAGUCAAAUUUAUUUAUAAAACCGGCUGUCCUUGAGUAUUGUCAAACAAAAUAUUUCUUGAAUACAAUACGGUACAAUUGAACGCUAUGAAUAAUUCUGCUGCAAAGGUCGGUGAAAUAUUUACUGAGGCUGGAGCUGCUUUCAAUAAAUUGGCAGAAAUGACUAUGAUGUUACAUCCAACUGCAGAGUCAGUGCCUAGCUUGCAAGUAAAAACACCAGUCAAGAGGAAGCCUGCAGAAGAACGUGCAGUACCUGCUAGCAACCCCCCUGCUGCUCAAUCACAGCAUACAUUACACACAUCAUCUUUAUCACAACAGGUUACUCUCAAUAUGUUGAAUGCCCAGGAGUCUGAAAUGGAUGUGGAAGGACUUGGAAAUAAUGUAAAGUUAGAAUUUGAAUCCGGCACAGAAGAGGUGACUACUUAGUUGAGGAACUGUAACAGCAUCAAAUAAUGAGAUGUUUUUCAUGUUAUUUAUGUAAAUAUAUUGUUGCCUAUAAAUAAAAAAAUUGAAAUAAGGAAAAAUAUUUCACUGACAUACAUCAUCACAUCUUAAUACCUCAGAAGUCUUGAAGGCCAUAUUUAGCUGAUAGUUAUUAAAUUCAGAUAGCUGUACAAGAAGAAUCGUAAUAAGCCUGACCCACAUAUUUUUGCACAAAGGAAAGAAGUUGACUACACUUCUUUAUUUUUUGUUUUUUUCUAUUUCCAGCAGGGAUGCUCGCAUCAAAUGUAUGAGCUUGUAGCAGGAGGGAUGAUUCGGCUCGACCACCAGGAUAGGUGUUAUGCCUAGGGAACUAGGUUGUAUAUAUUGCUCCAAUCAAUGAAAUCUUUGCUUGCGCGAUUUAGGUUUUUUGCUGUUUUUGACAGAUAGCAUUGCGUAAUUUUAUUUUUUAUUGUUGUGACUUGUGGUGUAUAGAUAGAUAUCGCCAUAUUCUAGUAGUAUCCUUUCACGAUAUUAAAACUUUUUAAUUUUGCAGUACACAUACAUAUCGUUGAUAUCUGUCUGAUUAUAUAUGGGUAGUUACACAAAAUAGGUUAGCAACAAACAAACAGCAAAUAAGGGUUUUUUUUUUAUAAAAAAUAAAUUCCAAUUUUAAUAAAUAUUGUGUAAUAACAUGUCAUAAGGCCAAUGCAUUCAGCUGAUUCUUAGGGAUGUUGUUAGCACAUUUGAAAUAAAAAAUUUAGCUGUUUUAUUACAAUACUUUAUAUUACUAGGUAUCUGAUAUUCUGUGAAAGCUCUGGACUUUUCUAUUCCACUUAGAAUUUGGAGAUUCAAAUACUUUCUUGUGAGUGUUCUCUGAUAUUUUUUGUUCAAUAACACUGUCUACAUUGCUUCUUAUUUUUAAUGCGUCAUAAAAAGGAAAGCCACUUCCAGAUCUUUUCAUUCUUCUCUGUGCAUUUCUGUAGCAUUUCCAUGGCUGAGGUUCAACUACUAUUGACCGGGAAAUAGAUUUUAAUAAGUUUAUUAAUUUAAAUAAACCUUCAUCUCCAUUAUUGAUGUGAAUCCACAGUGUCACAGAGAAACAAAAUACAAUAUCAAAAUCAUUUCGACCAUGUGAAUGUAGAUAAUUUGUUAUGGAUUUACCACUAUCAGCAUCCAUUAUAUCUUCAGUUUGAUAAAUAAUAUCACAAUUGGAGCAAUAUUUCUGUGCUUUCUUAAUUAAUUUUGAGUCAAUAUCAAUUGCCAAUAUUUUUACAUUACAGUUAGGAAAAACCUUUUUUAAAUAUGAAUGUAAAGCAAUUGUGAGUUCUCCUGUGUUGCAUCCAAUAUCCAGACAGACAAUGGUU
Molecule: messenger RNA, 1897 nt
Organism: Amyelois transitella
Lineage: Eukaryota; Metazoa; Arthropoda; Insecta; Lepidoptera; Pyralidae
Product: chromatin complexes subunit BAP18-like
Exons: 4
Coding region: 198-536 (112 amino acids)
Source: RefSeq, a predicted model, not a curated record